This is a messenger RNA of Miscanthus lutarioriparius, 366 nucleotides long. Lineage: Eukaryota; Viridiplantae; Streptophyta; Magnoliopsida; Poales; Poaceae. The record is from the annotation of a GenBank genome assembly.
AUGCUGUCGUCGCGCACUCUCGACCUCGAGAUCGAGGCGCUCGCCGACCUCAGCUCGCUCUCCAUCAACAGCGACCGCUCCAACUCCGCCUCCUCCGCCGACCUCCCUGCCGCCGUCUCCAAUGAGGACGACUCCGUGUCCUCUAUCGACCGCCGCAGCACCGCCUACCGCUCGCUCCGGAGCAUCCGCGAGAUCGACCUGCUGCCCGAUGAUGCCGUCGCGGACCUCCGCGCCAUCGCGUCCCACAUGGCCGCCGCUGGGUACGGCCGCGAGUACGCACAGGUGUACACCUCUGUCCGCAAGCCCGCCGUCGAUGCCUCCCUACGCCGGCUCGGCGUCGAGCGCCUCAGCAUCGACGACGUCUAG